GAGCUAGUAGGUGGGGAGGGGCUCUGGACACACCUUGUUCAACUGUCCCCUCCCUCACCCUCAGAAACACUUUGUGACCGUGCUCUGUGAUGUAAGCCUGGGGACGAUAUAUAUUCAGCGUGUGCACAAUAUAGGCUGUCUUGUGAUUCAGACGAUGAAGUUCCAACACUGGAAUGUUCUCUCAUUUCUGAAUAGCGAUACUAAACCAUGUCUGAGCUCUGGCUCAACAUGCUUGGAGAUUGAUCCCAACUUCACCUUCCUGUGCAGUUUGGGAUUGCUCCUUCUGUUCCUGUGCUACCUGGUGGGGAUUCCAUUUCCAAAUUGGAAAAGCAAAACUACCCAAAAGCAUCAGGGCAGAGCCAAGAGGAGGAGGAAAGGAGGGACACUGGAAGAUGGCAGAUGGUACCAACGGGUAGUGGAGGAGACCCGGAAGCUGAUCUCGAUUUUAAGAAGCCCCCUCGGCUGGCAUCAUGAUACCAUCCACUUUCGUCAACUGUUAUGUCCAGAACCCUCCUGUGAGAUAAGUAACAGCACAUCUGCUGAGAUCAAUCGGCUGCUGUUCCUGCAGGCACUGGAAGAUUCUACUUCCUUGCCUUCUACAGCUCCUGUGACUUCUUCAUCAUUCACUCUCUCCACUGACCUCUCAGCAGUCCCUCCAGGAGAGCUAAUACCAGCUUCGCUGUCUGAGUCUUCCCCACCACCUGCCUCCAUCUUCUCACCUAACCCAGUGAUCCCUGUGGCUGAUUUCUUUCCACCCUCACCACCGGGUGAUUCUGUGCCUCCAGAGCCCUUUCCUUCCUUGGAUUCCAAAUUCCCAAUGGACCAUUUCCCAGCCCAGCCCCCUGAAUUUCCACCUCCUGUCCCACCCCAUCAUGCCCAUUCAGUGGACUGUAGCAUCCAAACAGAGACAGUGUCCCUAAAUAGCCUUUCCCAAGAUGUCAGCCCCUUUCCGGAGUUGUGGGAACAGUGUCCAUAUCCUACCACCUUGGAGGAGGGCCAUUUACAGCAAACCCCCAUCCAGUUUGGGGUCUCCAAACUCUGCAUAGUGAGUCCUUCCCUGCUGCGGAUGCCUCAGAUAACAUCUCGAAUGCCUCCCCAGAGCAGGAAUCCCCAGGAGUUCCCCAUCCACUUCCUCCAUCCAUGCCUGAGAACCCGCCUCAACUCCUGCCUCAAACCCAGCCCCUACCCAUCCCUCAUGUCCAGCCCCAGGCCCAUCUGGUCCUCUAGCCUACAUCAGCAUCUGUGGAGUGUGUUUUCACAGACCUCACAAUGA
Molecule: messenger RNA, 1273 nt
Organism: Mustela lutreola (European mink)
Lineage: Eukaryota; Metazoa; Chordata; Mammalia; Carnivora; Mustelidae
Product: spermatogenesis-associated protein 31D3-like
Exons: 4
Coding region: 155-1273 (372 amino acids)
Source: RefSeq, a predicted model, not a curated record